Chaetomium strumarium is the source of this 696-nucleotide messenger RNA. RefSeq lists its product as uncharacterized. The transcript has a single exon. The coding region runs from base 1 to 696 and encodes 231 amino acids. Gene Ontology annotation, molecular function: protein kinase binding; double-stranded RNA binding; protein kinase inhibitor activity. Gene Ontology annotation, biological process: negative regulation of protein kinase activity. The record is from RefSeq and is a predicted model, not a curated record. NCBI's taxonomy places the organism in Eukaryota, Fungi, Ascomycota, Sordariomycetes, Sordariales, Chaetomiaceae. Gene Ontology annotation, cellular component: nucleolus.
AUGGCUUCCGAAACAACAAAAAUAGACCCGGUAACAACCCGCCCGGUCAAAAAGACGCGCCGCGCCCUCUCCCCAACCUCAGCGCAAGCCUCGCAGCUCCAAUCCCUGUUUGCGCACCCGGAGCAAGAGAUCCGCCUUCCACCACCGCCAGGCUCCACCACGGGACGCAAGCCGAUCCCGCCGCCGCCCGAGAUCGUGACCAACGUACAGGGCUCCAGCGCGGGCGCCGGGUCGGGCGAGUUCCACGUGUACAAGGCGGCGCGACGGCGCGAGUACGAGCGGCUGCGGCAGAUGGACGAGGAGGUGGCGCGGGAGCGGGAAAGGGAAGAGUUUGAGCGGCGGAAGCGGGAGCGGGAGCGGGAGGACGAGGAGAAAACCCGUAAGAACCGGGAGAGGAGGGAGAAGAAGAAGAAGAGGGCGAAGGACGCGAAGGGGAAGGCUGUUAAGGAGGGGGAUAAGAAGGGUGCAGGUGCGGACGGGUGUGGUAGUGGGAGUGGGGAGCAUGGAAAGCAAGAGAGACGCAACGAAGGGGGGAAGCUGGAUGCGAAGGGUGCAGAGAAAGUGGAGGACGGAAAAGAGGAGGGUCAGGGCGAGGGUCAGCCAUGGCAAGAGACGAGUACCCUUGUGCGUGCGGUACAGGAUGCAGCCGUUGCUGCAGCAGAAGGGGUGGGUUUGCUUAUUCAUGAUGAUGAUUGA